Coregonus sp. 'balchen' is the source of this 10625-nucleotide messenger RNA. Lineage: Eukaryota; Metazoa; Chordata; Actinopteri; Salmoniformes; Salmonidae. The record is from the annotation of a GenBank genome assembly.
UCCAAUCAUCGAGGGUUCCUGUUGCUAUGUGACGUUGGCAGCAAACGUUAAGUUGCUAUGGAUUGAAAAUGAAGUUGUCCGGUCCCUAAACCAAAUCAACUUUUUAUAUCGUUUUAGCAAAUUAACUCUUACUUGUGUAUUUAUUUUUUAUCACCAAGCAAGAUAUUCGAUUCAGUAUUCAGGUAAGAGUUUUUGUAGUAACUAAAUUGAUGAUACGACUUUGUCAGCCAUCUUUUAUGUCUGCUAAACGUUAGGCUGUCAUCUCAUUUUUGUGGUUGGCUAGCUAACGUUAGCUCGUCUUUUACAAUAUUGUCUGCUGUAAUGAUGGGCACAAAACAUUGGCUAUAGUUUAUACUAAUGUUAGAUUGAUUAUCACAUCUUGAAAACUAUGAAUAACAUUUAAUAUCCACUAUAUUUCCCAGCAAUGCCUCCUCCAGAUACUAUGUACUGUGCACAGCAAAUCAACAUCCCCCCAGAACUACCAGACAUUCUCAAACAGUUCACCAAAGCUGCAAUCAGAACUCAACCCAAUGACAUACUACAGUGGUCUGCAGCGUAAGUACAGCCUCCCUGGAUGUGACUGUACUACCAAGAGAGGCCAGCUUGUAUGGUUCAGGUGCUAGUAACUACCCAGUUGCUGAGCAGGGAUAAUGGACAGGGUAAAGUACAAUUAUUGUUCCGUUUAAAUGUUUCUGUUCUAUCAGGUACUUCUCUGCCCUGUCCAAAGGAGACACUCUGCCAGCCAAGGAUAGGCUGGAGAUGCCUGUCGCCACACAGAAGACUGAUACUGGAUUGACUCCAGGCCUGCUUAAGGUCCUACACAAACAGGUACUCACUGACUGACACAUUGAUCCCAGGUGUGCUGAAAGUCCUGCACAAACCUUCCCAUCCUCUCCUCCUCUAUGGUAGGAUAUUAAGGUACCUCUCUCGCUCCCUGUAUGUCGCUGGCUUCUAUUGUUGUAAAAAUAAAUCUGUCUCCCGCCUCUUUCUCCCUCCUCUCUGUCCAUGUGAAUGUAGCUGGCCCCUAAGGAGACGAUCGGUAAGGAGGAGCUGCAGCAGAAGUGGAAGGGUCUGUGUCUGCCCUCAGAGCAGCUGGACACUCUGCUGGUCCUGGGGAACUUCAGCGACAACAUCCACUGGAUGCAGUUCUUCGCCCUGGGCUGCAGCGCUCUGGGAGGGGUGAGUGCCUGGCUCCGAUAUCUGUCUCAGUCUCCAGAGAGAAACUGUGGUGUAGUUCUUGCAAAUUCCACAUGAUGGCAGUAUUGUACUGUCUUGAUGGCCCAGGCUUUUCUGAAGUGUGUGUGUGUGUGUGUGUGCGUGAGCUCCCUGUGUGUGAAUGCGCGUGCGUGCUCCCUGUGUGUGUGUGCGCCCUGUAUGUGUGUUCAGACCAUCAUCAGUGCCCUGAAGUAUGCGUGUGAGAUCCUGACGGAGAAUGAGGAGGGUGGAGCGGCGAGGAUCCCCUUUGAUACGUUCGUAGGGCUGUACACUUACCUGGCCCACCUGGAUGGAGAGAUCCCCCAGGACCAGAUAGACAGCUUCCUAAGCAGCCUGCAGGAGCCUGUGUGAGUGGUACACUACCCUACACUCUCUCUAUUGAUCUACACUCUCGCUAAUUUCCUACAAUUCUACACAUUUUGCCAUGACUUAUGCCAUGUUAAUAUGAUAUCUGAGUGAGAGUGGCUAACAAAAUCAAUUGGGGCCCCCUGGAGGUCAGGGCCCCUGGGCACGUUAGCUGACAUGGGCUAAUUGAGUGACUGACAUAACAAGAGAAACUGCUGAUCUUUCUCUCUACCUUUCUCUCUACCUCCCCCUUUCUCUCUACCUUUCUCUCUACCCCUUUCUCUCUACCUCCCCCUUUCUCUCUACCUCUACCUCUCUCUACCUCUACCUCUCUCUCUACCUUUCUCUCUACCUCUCUCACUCUCUACCUCUCUCUACCUCUCUCUACCUCUACCUCUCUCUACCUCGCUCUAAAGAGGAACUAUAACAUGUGAAAGCCCUACAGUGGCUUGCGAAAGUAUUCACCCCCUUGGCAUUUUUCCUAUUUUGUUGCCUUACAACCUGGAAUUAAAAUGGAUUUUUUUCGGGGUUUGUAUCAUUUUUUAUUUUAUUUUAUUUAUUUAUUUCACCUUUAUUUAACCAGGUAAGCCAGUUGAGAACAAGUUCUCAUUUACAACUGCGACCUGGCCAAGAUAAAGUAAAGCAGUGCGAUUAAAAACAACAACACAACAUUUACACAACAUGCCUACCACUUUGAAGAUGCAAAAUAUUUUUUUUGUGAAACAAACAAGAAAUUAGACCAAAAAAACAGAACUUGAGCGUGCAUAACUAUUCACCCCCCCCCCCCCCCCCCCCCCCCCCCCAACGUCAAUAAUUUGUAGAGCCACCUUUUGCAGCAAUUACAGCUGCAAGUCUCUUGGGGUAUGUCUCUAUAAGCUUGGCACAUCUAGCCACUGGGAUUUAUGCCCAUUCUUCAAGGCAAAACUGCUCCAGCUCCUUCAAGUUGGAUGGGUUCCGCUGGUGUACAGCAAUCUUUAAGUCAUACCACAGAUUGUCAAUUGGAUUGAGGUCUGGGCUUUGACUAGGCCAUUCCAAGACAUUUAAAUGUUUCCCUUUAAACCACUCAAGUGUUGCUUUAGCAGUAUGCUUAGGGUCAUUGUCCUGCUGGAAGGUGAACCUCCGUCCCAGUCUCAAAUCUCUGGAAGACUGAAACAGGUUUCCCUCAAGAAUUUCCCUGUAUUUAGCGCCAUCCAACAAUCCUUCAAUUCUGACCAGUUUCCCAGUCCCUGCCGAUGGGAAAAACAUCCCCACAGCAUGGUGCUGCCACCACCAUGCUUCACUGUGGGGAUGGUGUUCUCUGGGUGACGAGAGGUGUUGGGUUUACGCCAGACAUAGCGUUUUCCUUGAUGGCCAAAAAGCUCAAUAUUAGUCUCAUCUGACCAGAGUACCUUCUUCCAUAUGUUUGGGGAGUCUCCCACAUGCCUUUUGGCGAACACCAAACGUGUUUGCUUAUUUUAUUCUUAAAGCAAUGGCUUUUUUCUGGCCACUCUUCCGUAAAGCCCAGCUCUGUGGAGUGUACGGCUUAAAGUGGUGCUAUGGACAGAUAAUCCAAUCUCCGCUGUGGCGCUUUGCAGCUCCUUCAGGGUUAUCUUUGGUCUCUUUGUUGCCUCUCUGAUUAAUGCCCGCCUAGCCUGGUCCAUGAGUUUUGGUGGGCGGCCCUCUCUUGGCAGGUUUGUUGUGGUGCCAUAUUCUUUCCAUUUUUUAAUAAUGGAUUUAAUGGUACUCCGUGGGAUGUUCAAAGUUUCGGAUAUUUUUUUAUAACCCAACCCUGAUCUGUACUUCUCCACAACUUUGUCCCUGACCUGUUUGGAGAGCUCCUUGGUCUUCAUGGUGCCGCUUGCUUGGUGGUGCCCCUUGCUUAGUGGUGUUGCAGACUCUGGGGCCUUUCAGAACAGGUGUACAUAUACUGAGCUCAUGUGACGCUUAGAUUGCACACAGGUGGACUUUAUUUAACAAAUUAUGUGACUUCUGAAGCUAAUUGGUUGCACCAGAUCUUAUUUAGGGGCUUCAUAGCAAAGGGGGGGGAAUACAUAUGCACGCACCACUUUUCCAUUAUUUAUUUUUAGAUGUAUUUUUUAAUACGUUUAUUUAUUUAUUUUCACUUCACCAAUUUGUACUAUUUUGUGUAUGUCCAUUACAUGAAGUCCAAAUAAAAAUCCAUUUAAAUUACAGGUUGUAAUGCAACAAAAUAGGAAAAACGCCAAGCGGGAUGAAUACUUUGCAAGGCACUGUAUAUGCUUAAUGUGAGAUGAACAUCAGCAAUGCCCCUUGCUACCUCCCCAACCUGACAGACCUGUGCAAUUAAAUUGAAUAAAUAAAUAAGAAAACGCCAGGUGAAGGGAAAUCUUAACGCUACAGCAUGCAAUGACAUUCUAGAUGAUUCUGUUCAUUCUCUCGACCUCUCUACCCCUCUACCUCUCUACCUCUCUCUACCCCUCUACCUCUCUACCUCUCUCUACCUCUACCUCUCUCUACCUCUAACCCUCUACCUCCCUCUACCUCCCUCUACCUCUCUCUCUACCUCUACCUCUACCUCUACCUCUCUCUACCUCUACCUCUCUCUACCUCUCUCUCUUUCGACCUCUACCUCUCUCUACCUCUCUCUCUGCUUUACUAUGUGUGUUUCUUGUGGUCUACAGCACCAAGCAGAAUGGCAUGAUUCAGCUGGCCAACUUCUACAGCCGCAAAAAAUGUAGAUAAUGAGAGAGGGAGAGACGAAAGGGACAGGAAGAGGAGGAAGAAACAGAGUAGCAGGAAGAAAUUGGCUUUACUACUUAUUCUACAAAUAAAUGGUCUUCUCUAAAUCCCCAUGGGAUCAGUAGUUGUAUUUCCUGUUAAAGCUCAGAUAUGUACAGUAGUGAUACCCAGUUGCUUGAAUUAUUUCCCCAAACGGAAUCCUCUCCAGGUUCAUAUCUUAUUGUUAUAUGGGACGGAGAGUUGCUGUGAUAUAACAUGGAAGGUGGACUGUACUGCGUGUGGAUGUAGGUUAGUAUCACUGGAUCCAAUGAGAACCACUCCUGCCCUGACAGGUUAGUCGAUAGUUAAUUCGUCAUUCUCAUGGCUUAUCAACGAAGGGCCUGUUGCAUUCUCUUUCCACUUGGCAUAUUCAUUUAGCCAGUGAGAUGGUCUGAGAGAGAGAGAGACAGAGAUUGUCAGCUCUUGUGAAAUGGAGAUAAAGUGUUUGUAUCAUUGGUCUUCUCAGCAAUACAACACUGAUAAGGCUAGUGAAUGAGACAGCUCUGAACAGAUGCUCUGGGGCCUAGUUAAAACACACACUAGUAGACUAGUACACAGUAACACAUGCUGUAAGACACAGCGUAUUUCCUGUCUGUGGUAGUGAAAGCCAGAGAACACAUUAGUACAGUGGUGGAACACAGGAAUCAAAACAGACUAAUCUCUCUCUCUCUUUCCCAUACAGUCGUCAUGUAUGAUGAGGAAAUAUUACUACAUCUCUCAGUUUGACAAUGUAUCGAAACGCUCUCAUUACACAUGUAGUGGAUUACAUACAGUGUCCUCCAUAAUUACUGGGACAGUGAAUCAUGUUUUCUUCUUUUGGCUCUAUACUCCAAAAGUUUGGAUUUGAAAUCAAACAAUGACUAUGAGGUUAAAAUGCAGACUGUCAACUUUAAUUUUAGGGUAUUCAUAUCAGGUGAAGCGUUUAGAAAUGUCAUAACUUUUUGUACAUAGUCCCCCCCCCCGUAUUAGGGGAGCAAAAGUAUUAGGACAAAUUGACUUAUGUGUAUUAAAGUACAUAUAAAUGCUAACCUACCCUGUUAUUGUAAUGGUGAUGUCUUGGGGGUAUGAUAUUUGUGCUUCUAUAAAAGUGACCCCAAAAUGACAGAAUACAUUAUUGACUAUUCAUUUCUAUUCGGCACAAAAUAAUCUGAAACCCAACCCAACCAAAACAAACAGAAAAUGCAUCCAACAAAUGUGUAGAGUCACAAGCUUGAUAUAGUCAUUGUGUGCUAUGAAUAUGGGACCAAAUACUUUUUACUACUUUAAUACACACAUAAGUGAAUUUGUCCCAAUACUUUUACUCCCCUAAAAUGAGGGGACUAUGUACAAAAAGUGCUCUAAUUUCUAAACGGUUCACCCGAUAUGGAUGAAAAUACCCUCAAAUUAAAGCUGACAGUCUGCACUUUAACCCCAUAGUCAUUGCUUGAUUUCCAAAGUUUUGAAGUGUAGAGCCAAAAGAAGAAAAAAUUAUUCAAAAUCCCAAUAAUUGCUGAGGGCACUGUAGUUAGAACAAUGGAAAAAAGGUAUAACCCAAACGCGCUGCAGCCCAGAUUACAUCUGCCCAGUUGCUCGACUGAAGGACUUGAAAAUCCAAAAAAACAUUCCUUACCCCAGGGUACUUCAACUGGUGACUAUCAUUCCUUACCCCAGGGUACUUCAACUGGUGACUAUCAUUCCUUACCCCAGGGUACUUCAACUGGUGACUAUCAUUCCUUACCCCAGGGUACUUCAACUGGUGACUAUCAUUCCUUACCCCAGGGUACUUCAACUGGUGACUAUCAUUCCUUACCCCAGGGUACUUCAACUGGUGACUAUCAUUCCUUACCCCAGGGUACUUCAACUGGUGACUAUCAUUCCUUACCCCAGGGUACUUCAACUGGUGACUAUCAUUCCUUACCCCAGGGUACUUCAACUGGUGACUAUCAUUCCUUACCCCAGGGUACUUCAACUGGUGACUAUCAUUCCUUACCCCAGGGUACUUCAACUGGUGACUAUCAUUCCUUACCCCAGGGUACUUCAACUGGUGACUAUCAUUCCUUACCCCAGGGUACUUCAACUGGUGACUAUCAUUCCUUACCCCAGGGUACUUCAACUGGUGACUAUCAUUCCUUACCCCAGGGUACUUCAACUGGUGACUAUCAUUCCUUACCCCAGGGUACUUCAACUGGUGACUAUCAUUCCUUACCCCAGGGUACUUCAACUGGUGACUAUCAUUCCUUACCCCAGGAUACUUCAACUGGUGACUAUCAUUCCUUACCCCAGGGUACUUCAACUGGUGACUAUCAUUCCUUACCCCAGGAUACUUCAACUGGUGACUAUCAUUCCUUACCCCAGGGUACUUCAACUGGUGACUAUCAUUCCUUACCCCAGGGUACUUCAACUGGUGACUAUCAUUCCUUACCCCAGGGUACUUCAACUGGUGACUAUCAUUCCUUACCCCAGGGUACUUCAACUGGUGACUAUCAUUCCUUACCCCAGGAUACUUCAACUGGUGACUAUCAUUCCUUACCCCAGGGUACUUCAACUGGUGACUAUCAUUCCUUACCCCAGGAUACUUCAACUGGUGACUAUCAUUCCUUACCCCAGGGUACUUCAACUGGUGACUAUCAUUCCUUACCCCAGGGUACUUCAACUGGUGACUAUCAUUCCUUACCCCAGGAUACUUCAACUGGUGACUAUCAUUCCUUACCCCAGGAUACUUCAACUGGUGACUAACAUUCCUUACCCCAGGAUACUUCAACUGGUGACUAUCAUUCCUUACCCCAGGAUACUUCAACUGGUGACUAUCAUUCCUUACCCCAGGAUACUUCAACCGGUGACUAUCCAGGAGAAUAAAGAAAAAGGAGCACUCUGUUGCCGGGUAAAUCUGGAAGAAACAACCAAUAGGUUUACAUUUCAGCAUGAAUCGCCUUCAUCAGAACCUUGAGUUGUAAAAAUGUGGGAGGCACCUAUAUACCCUCGCAGGGGAGUGUUCUAUUCAUUUACAUUUUACAUUUACGGCAUUUAGCAUAUUGUCAUGUCAGUCAAUAAUGUCAGUAGUAGUAGCAACUACACAGGUUAUUCAAACAAGAGUAUGAUCAUCAUUCAAGAUUCCUACACCUACAUUCCAGUUGAAUAACAAAAGACAGAAAUAAACAAAGAAAAAUAUAUUUACGAAAAAUAUCAGAAAGAGCUGUUCAUUCAGACGCUUUGUCUCGACGCAAUCUAAGCAGUCGAUCCAAAGUUCCUCUAACAAUUUCCUCACUAUCUUGCCACCUCUGGAGGAAAGGAACUUUCUCAAUUCCCCAGAAUUUCAAGGUAGAAGCUGAGCCAUGAUUGGCAUUUGCGUAAUGCCGCGCAGUCCAUAUUUAUGGUGCUGUUUGUGUUCAGCUAUUCUUAUUUAGUGCGUGUGUUUCGUCUGACCAAUGUAAACAAGCCCACGUGCAUUUGGGCAUGUAAAAAAACAUGUUGUACUACUGUACAAUUUAUGAAGUAUUUUCUUGUAUUCUUUAACUGAACGUGGGUGAUAGAAUACUUUUGUCACUUGCGUUGGAACAAUGUGUACAAUGACCGCAGCGGUAGAACCCAUUUAAGGGGGAGGGUUAGACGCAAAGUCUUUGAGCGAUGGGUGACUCUGGAGAAUGUGCCCGUGUUUGAGUUGUUUAUCAGCCUUUCUAGCAUGACGCAACCUAUGUGGGGUGUUCGUGCCAGACAAAGUGUUUGUUGAAUCUGUGCCAGGGUUUCAUUGGGUUAAUCUAGUUCCCUGGCUAGCCUUUCCCUGACGCUAAUGUAAUGAACGCCCUACCUCACAACACCCUGUCAUCCGAUUGGCUAUUGGCAGCGCAUCUUAAUAAACCUAUGAUCUGGCAGCGCUUGAUGAACUCUGUAAUCUGAUUUGUUCCUUGCAGUGAUUGGUUAGGUAAUCCUGUGAUUUAAUUGGCUGCUGGCUCUUUUAGGUAAAGUACUAAUUUGAUCUGAUUGGCUCUUGACAAUGAUGGAGUGAAGGAGCAGAAAAGGGUAUUGGUAAAUGUUACCCCUAUUGGUUAAGGUUAGGAUUUGGGGAUAGGGUGAUUUCAUCAUACAGCUGUGGUUCUGACCUCUAGAUGCUAGGUUAUGGAGAGGUUUGGGUAAAGUUUACCGUAUGCAUCCCAGUCGAAACAGUUUGCGGCUUCGCGCAUAUAUUAUGCCGACAUUUUGUAACGUUUUUGUUUGUUUUGGUGUUCGGCAGUUAUUUUUUUUGGGUGUUCGAGCACACCAUUUUUCUUCUUGAGGCAAGCCAAAAUUCAGUAGCCGAAGUCUACGCCCCUUCGUCGGUGAUUGGUCAACAGUAGGGAUUCUUCAAUGAAGUGUUUGUUGUCAGUAAACGAGAGAUGACUACUUUUCCAUGCACAUUUUUUCACAAAUACUGCAUCAAAACAUCGUAGUUAGAUGUAAAAUUGCGCGACUAAGUCCUCCUCGGCACAAACGUCAAAAUGAAUGGCAGAUUUCUGGAUAUGUUGUUGAUACGGCGAAUGUCUUUAGGGAGUAUGCGAGCACAGACGUUCACUUCCUCUAGCCGAGUUCUGCUAGGAGCAAACAGAACCUAUGUAUGCGGACGCCUUUAGCGUGCUGCUUACAAACCUCAUCAUGAUGCCAAAAAACCUCAUCAUGAUGCCAAAGGUACACACAUUGUUGGGGAGCACACUCACCUCGUAGUGAGGUGAUGGCUGGCUGGCUGGCUUCUGAGACAGAAUGCAGUAUGAUGCCAAACCUGAACAGCAGCCAACUCACUGAGAGGAAAUCUCUAAAUCCCUAACACACGCACUGCAACUCUGACAGUACACACACACACACAAACCUCUGACAGGGAACACUUACAUGCACACAAACACACACCAUCAGAGAACAAGUUUACAAACACACAGUAGCACAGCUAGGACAAAGCAGAGUAGGGUUUUCCUCUUUAUCUUCCCAAAUGAAGGGAUGUAACCAUAAUACACUGUAGUAUAGGUCCUAACCAGUAGUAGUGUGUAGUCACUGUACUAUAGGUCCUAACCGGUGGUAGUGUGUGUGUUCAGCUAACUCUGGAUAGGUCCAGUUGUAAAACAUGAGGGGGCCAUGCUGUGUGAGUUGGAGCGACCUAGCCAGGACACAAGUCGGGUCAGGAAAUAAGAUCAGGGGGAUUUUAUGUUUCCUGGAGUGUUUGGCGGGGGAGGGAGGGGGGGGGGGGGGGGGGGGGGGACACCAGAAUCCUUCUUCUCCUAACUAAACCCCCCCCUUCAGCCCCCAUCUAUGGGGUCCAGGCUAGGACUGUGGGCUACGGAAAGUUGUAUACGUUAUUUCGUGACCAGGACUUUUUUAUUUUGUUUUCAAAUGGACUGGUAAUCCACUUUUCCCUUCUAUGCUAUGCUAGUCUCUUCAUCAUCCUUAGGUAGCUUGUUCACAAGGCCCCAUAGACCUCAGUGCCAGUCUAUGUGUGUAGCUGUGUUGAUGCUGUGGGCCUGGAGAAGAAUGUGUUGCACAACAGCAGCCUCUACUUAACUGCAGCCUGGCUCUGGGAAAUAACAUCUCUAGAGAGGUGAUGCUAUCACAGAAUAGUGUGGAGGGAGGGAGGGAGGGAAAGAAAGAAAGAAAGGGAGAGAGAACAAGUGGACAUAGAUAACACAAAGCCCUCGGGGAGAAGAGAUGGAGUGAGAAACGAGGGAGAUUGAACAGGAGGAGAGAAAGGGAUUGCAGUAACAAAGAAAGAGUUGGACCAGAAGAGAGAGGGAAAGAUGAGGGAAAACAGCUUUUGUCCCUGGCAACAUGCUGUCAGGGUAGGUCCCAGCUAACAAUACAGCAAGGUCCCUCUUUCUCCUCUAUAGCAACUUUAUUUUUAUUUUUUAUUAAGACCUCUCCCCUCUUUCUCUCUUUCGUCUAGGGAAUGCCAAGGAGGGAUGGUGCAGCCAUCUAACUUCAGGGAUGUGAUUUUUCCUGAAAUGUGAUUUUUCCUGAAACCAGUCAUUCCUGCUUUUCUGUCAUCAUCCUCCAUUCCAACAGCAUUGGAAUUGAUGACUUAUACCCCCAAGAGCAAUAUCCCAUUUUCCCUGUCCUGAAUUAUAAUGCUUUCUGUAUUGUGGACAUGACUUUUUCCAGACCCACAGACUGCACUGAGUAGGACCCAGGACAGGAGGACUCAUUCAAAGACCUGUCUGCCUUUUGCCUGUCUAUGAUACGACAGUAUGUGUGUGUCUGUAUCCAUGUCCCCUCUUAAGGACUAUUUAUUUACUUGCACUUUGGUUCCGGGCAUUAUCAAUCCACUUAGCCUGAAUAAAGUUGUUUUAUAGUAUUUGAAGGCUGUCUUUUAAUAAAUGGUACACACACAGUCAGAC